Molecule: messenger RNA, 1782 nt
Organism: Lucilia sericata (common green bottle fly)
Lineage: Eukaryota; Metazoa; Arthropoda; Insecta; Diptera; Calliphoridae
Gene: Oda
Product: ornithine decarboxylase antizyme
Biological process (GO): positive regulation of protein catabolic process
Cellular component (GO): cytoplasm; nucleus
Molecular function (GO): ornithine decarboxylase inhibitor activity
Source: RefSeq, a predicted model, not a curated record
CGACCCAAUGUUUAGUAGUAGUAGUAGAAGAGAGUUUACGGAGUCCGUUCUCGGUGCUACUUGUGCUGAGAAUAAGUUACGUACUAUUUCUACCUCUUCUUGCGCUACCAACAUGUCGACUGAGUCCUACUGUAUCUCUCUCGGCGUAGGGCCUCUGUGGUGGUCCGAUGUCCCUACCCACCACAGAACAGAUCACGAUAGGGCGUCACUCUUAACAGGUUACACUCGUAAAUCUUCGGUUGAUUCAGCUGGUGGCAGCAGCUGCUUAUUCGACAGAAGCAAUAGUGCUAGCAGCAGCAGCGGCUCUAGCAGUCCUGGCUCUUCGGCUUCGUCUGAAUGUUCCGACUCGGAUGUACAAUCCUUAUAUUCGGACGAUGACUGUCAAGAGGUAGUCAGGCAGAUCUUGCAACACGAUCAUCCCAUUCGUAUUGUUGUCAAGUUACAUGUAACUGAGAAUAAAUUCACCAAAUGGGAAUCGGUCUUGAAUCCAACCAAUAACAUCUUGUACGUAGCCAUGCCCGAAAAAUUGGCAUCGGAAAAUUCGAAGGACACUUUGAUUUCCUUGUUGGAAUUUGCUGAAGAUAAACUGGAAGUGGAUGCUGUCGUUAUGUGCGUACGUAAAAAUCGUACUGAUCGUGUCCGUCUUUUGGAGAGUUUCUUGCUUAUGGGCUUUGAACCGUUGUCUAGAAAAGCUCCGGAAGCACCACCAGCCGCUGAGAAAGAUGUCGAGAAUUUCUUCCUUAUCUAUCGUAUUGAGGAAUAAGUUGACAUAACUAAAACUUAAAACCUAAACGUUAAUAUUUUAUGCAAUAACCAACUAAUAAUAACCAACAUCUUAAACAUUGUUUUUUAAUAUAAACAGAAGCAACCGUUUAAAAUAGUUUGGAGGCCAGUAAUUUCUAUAUUAUUAUUUACUUACAUACUUAUAUAAAUAACAACUCACUCCUAAAUUAACUAAAGUGUUCAAAAUUGCAUAAUCAUAUUAUAAAUUUCCUUAUGUCAACUUUCAACUCAAUAAUGAUGAUAACAAUUUUUAUCUACCGAAGAAAUAUCGUAAUCACUGUUAAGAGCAAAUAUCGUAAAAAAUGUCGUAUUUAAUCAGAAAUAAAAAUGAAUAAAAAUAUAAAAAAAAAAAAAUUAAAAACUUUAAAAAACGUAAAAAAAAUUUAAAAAUAAAAAAAAAACAACAAAAAAAAUGUAUUAGUUUUUAGUAAUCAAUAUUAUAUCUUUGUAACAAACACAUAUACACUUGCUUUCUUAUAAUUUGCAAAUCAUAUUAUAAAUUCCAAAUUUAAAUUCUUUUUUGUUAAAUGUCUAUUUUUUUUUUUGUUUUAUUUAAUUAUUUGUCAAACAAUAAAUUUUGUUUAAUGAUGUCAAAUUUAAAUACCGCAUUAAUUAUUCAUUGCUAACAAUUAAAAAAAAUUCAGUUUCAGAUUUUGUUUAAAUAAAUUUUAUUUGCAAACAAUUUAUAUUUAUAAUUUUUAAGCAUCAUAUUAAAAUAUUCAUAUAUUCUUAUAUAUACUUUAACAGCAUUUUAUAUUUCAAAAAAAUCCGUUAAGCAUUAAAUUUUUCUUUUUUUCAAAUUUUCUCACUUUUAAUAUAAUCAAUAAAAUAGUUCCGGCUUACCGUAGAAAAACCAAAAUAUUAUGUUUAUUAUUAUUUUAUUACGUUUUGUCAGAAUCUUAUUUUAGUUUAGCCUGGUUUUGGACUUAACACACAGAAAUAUUUAAAGCACUUUCUUCUUUCUAAUUGAAAUAUAAAUAAAUAUUUACUCACCAAUAA